Molecule: messenger RNA, 3105 nt
Organism: Glycine soja
Lineage: Eukaryota; Viridiplantae; Streptophyta; Magnoliopsida; Fabales; Fabaceae
Product: putative pentatricopeptide repeat-containing protein At5g06400, mitochondrial
Exons: 1
Coding region: 1-3105 (1034 amino acids)
Molecular function (GO): protein binding
Source: RefSeq, a predicted model, not a curated record
AUGAGAUCAUUAAGCAAGAUCCGAUCCUGGGAUUCCAUUCUCCUCUCACAAUCCCACGUUUUGAAUUUUUCCAACGCCUCAAAAUUUUCACGCACUCACAGAACAACACAGCAACAACUUUCCAACAACAAGCCCUCAGACACCGAUGCUUCCCGCGCACUUUUCAACGAGAUCACGGAGAUUCUAGGAGCUGAUACUGUGAUCCCAGACCAAUCUCCAUCUGGGUUUUUGUUUCCACUUGAAACUCCGCACUCUGAAGUGGGUUUGAAGGACCAAUUGGAUUGCACAAAAGGUGUUUGUGAAAAUGCCGCACAGAAUGUUGACAUUUUGGAAGAUGCCCAGAUGGGAAAUAUGGGUGAGAAAGAUGUGAGUCGGGUUGUUAGUGAGAUUACUGAAAUCGUUAGAGUGGAAAAUGAUUCCAGUUCUGUGGAAGAGAGGUUAGAGAAUCUGAGUUAUGGGUUGAACAGUGAGGUUUUUCACAUGGUGUUGAAGAGGUGCUUCAAGGUGCCACAGUUGGCUUUGAGGGUUUUUAAUUGGUUGAAGCUCAAGGAUGGUUUUAGUCACACAACGCGGACUUAUAAUACUAUGUUGCACAUUGCCAGAGAAGCUAAGGAAUUUGGGUUGGUGAAGAAGUUGGUGGAAGAAAUGGAUGAGUGUGGAAUCCAAAAGGAUGUUAACACGUGGACCAUUAUCAUAAACCACUAUGGGAAGGCAAGGAAAAUUAGUGAAGCAUUGUUGGCCUUUGAAAAUAUGAAAAGGUGUGGUUGUGAACCGGAUGCAGUUUCGUAUGGAGCGAUAAUCUGUUCGCUUUGCAGUGCUGGGAAGCGAGACAUUGCCAUGGAGUUCUACAAUGAGAUGGUUCGGAAGGAUAUGGUACUAGAUGUGAGGUUGUAUAAGAUGGUCAUGAACUGCAUGGCGAGAUCAGGAGAUAUUGCAGCUGUUAGUUUGCUUGGAAAUGACAUGAUACGGUUGUCUGUGAUGCCAGAAAAAUGUGUUCAUGGCUGUAUGCUGAAGAGUUUUUGUAUUUCUGGGAGCAUUGAAGAGGCUUUGGAACUGAUUCGUGAACUCAAAAGUAAAGAUUUAGAUCUUGAACCUGAAAAUUAUGAGACCUUGGUGAGAGGACUGUGUAAGGCAGGCAGGAUUACUGAUGCUUUAGAGAUUGUUGAUAUUAUGAAAAGAAGGGAUAUGGUUGAUGGGAGGGUUCAUGGGAUUAUCAUAAAUGGGUAUUUGGGGAGAAAUGAUGUUGACAGAGCGCUUGAGGUGUUUCAAUGCAUGAAAGAAUCUGGUUGUGUGCCUACUAUUUCCACAUAUACAGAAUUGAUGCUGCAUCUCUUUAGGUUGGAUAGGUAUGAAGAAGCUUGCAUGCUGUAUGAUGAAAUGCUGGGAAAAGGAAUUAAACCAGAUGUUGUGGCAAUAACAGCUAUGGUUGCAGGGCAUGUUUCACAAAACCAUAUAUCUGAUGCAUGGAAAAUGUUCAAGAGUAUGGAGUGCCAAGGCAUCAAGCCCACUUGGAAAUCAUUUGCAGUAUUCAUUAAGGAGCUUUGCAAGGCUUCACAGACAGAUGACAUUGUCAAGGUAUUGCACGAAAUGCAGGCUUCAAAGAGUAGAAUUCAAGACAAAGUAUUGGAUUUGGUUAUAACUUGGAUGAAGAAUAAGGGGGAGCUUACUGUGAUAGAGAAAAUCCAGCAGGUGCAUAAAGCAUCUAUACUUGAUCCUGAAAAGUUCAAGGAGUCAGACAAACAAGUACCGUUGAGAAUUAAGGUGGAAGAGGAUGCGAAAGUUGACCAAUCAAAGACUGAAAUAGAUUGCUCCUUGAUACAUCCAAAACUUAAGAAUUACAGCAAGCAAGAUGUUCACGAAAUUCGUAGGAUUCUUUCAUCAUCUACGGAUUGGUCCUUAAUCCAAGAAAAAUUGGAGAAAAGCAUCAUUCAGUUCUCCCCAGAACUGGUUAUGGAGAUAUUACAAAGUUGCAAUAUGCAUGGUAGCUCUGUCUUAAAAUUCUUUUCAUGGAUUGGAAAGCAAACUGGAUACCGACACACUGCAGAAUCUUACAACAUAGCAAUCAAAAUUGCAGGCUGCGGAAAAGAUUUCAAGCACAUGCGUAGCUUGUUCUUCGAAAUGAGAAGAAAUAGUUAUCCAAUAACAUCAGAAACAUGGACAAUCAUGAUAAUGGUUUACGGCAGAACAGGUCUGACUGAGAUGGCCAUGAAUUGUUUCAAAGAGAUGAAAGCUGAUGAUUAUGUCCCAAGUAGGAGUACAUACAAGUAUCUGAUAAUUGCCCUUUGUGGGAGGAAAGGAAGAAAGGUUGAUGAUGCUCUCAAAAUAUAUGGUGAGAUGAUUAGUGCAGGGUAUGUCCCUGACAAAGAAUUGAUUGAAACAUACCUUGGUUGUUUAUGUGAAGUUGGUAGAGUGUUGGAUGCUAGGAGAUGCACAGAUUCUCUUCAAAAUUUUGGCUACACAGUCCCUCUCAGUUAUUCCUUGUUUAUCAGAGCUCUUUGUAGAGCUGGGAAAGUGGAAGAAGCAUUGGCUUUGCAUGAAGAAGUUGGAGAAGAAAAAUUCAUUAUAGACCAGCUAACUUUUGGAAGCAUUGUUCAUGGUCUACUGCGCAAGGGUCGAUUAGAAGAGGCAUUAGCGAAGGUGGAUGUCAUGAAGCAGAAUGGCAUAACACCUACCAUCCAUGUUUUUACGUCACUAAUAGUUCAUUUCUUUAAAGAGAAACAAGUAGAGAAAGCUAUUGAGACUUUUGAGGAGAUGCUACACUCAGGUUAUGAACCAACCAUUGUCACAUAUUCUGCACUUAUACGUGGGUACAUGAACGUUGGGAGGCCUAUUGAUGCGUGGGAUAUCUUCUACCGUAUGAAACUCAAAGGACCCUUUCCUGAUUUUAAAACGUAUUCUAUGUUCCUCACUUGCCUUUGCAAGGUUGGGAAAUCUGAAGAAGGAAUGAGACUUAUUUCUGAAAUGUUGGACAGUGGAAUUGUUCCAAGUACUAUUAAUUUUCGAACUGUUGUUUACGGGCUAAACAGAGAAGGUAAACAUGAUUUAGCCCGUGUUGUAUUGCAACAAAAAUCAGAACUAAGAAGAAAGCGCAAGCUCAUAACUUGA